AUGGCUGCUAUCCUGCCGCCGUCGGGGCCUGCCCGGAUCCCCCGGUGGAUCUCGGCCCACCGCUCCCUGGAGAAGGCCCUGCAAGGGCUGACGAAGCUCCAGCAGUUGGUGAGCCAGCCCCGGCUGGGGCUCCGCAACAGCCCGCCCUACCUGCCCCACAUUCUGCCUCAGGUGCACCAGCACCUCAGGCUGGUGAGGGAGCAGUCGUGGACUUGCGAGGCCCAGCUCUGGGAGGAAGGAGGAUACUUUCGCGUUUACCUCAGCAACCUGCUGGAGAAGAUUAAGCAAGCUGUCCGGCUUUUCAAGAGAGACAAAGAAGAGAUCUUCCAAGAAGGUUCGGCUUCCAGGAGGAACCUGACGAAACUUUCCCUGAUCUUCAGCCACAUGUUAGCCGAACUGCAGGCGCUGCUUCCCGAAGGGAGAGACCAGGGAAGCACCUACAAGCUCAGCAAGCCAGAAGCGCAGAUCUUCUGGAGAGAAACGUGGGGCAGCAGGAACUUGGUACCCUGGUCCGAAUUCCGAGAAGGACUCCAUCGAGUGCACCCCGUGGACUCAGGCCCCAUGGCCAUCGCCUUAAAGUCCACCAUCGACCUCACAUGCAACGGGCACAUCUCUGUCUUUGAAUUUGACAUCUUCACUCGCCUCUUUCAGCCGUGGCCGACACUACUGAAGAACUGGACGUACCUCGCGGUGACACACCCUGGAUACAUGGCCUUUCUCACGUAUGAUGAAGUGAAGCAGCGACUGCAGGCAUACACCAGCAAACCUGGCAGCUACAUUUUUCGACUUAGCUGCACCCGCCUGGGCCAGUGGGCCAUCGGCUACGUGACGGAGAAUGGGAACAUCCUACAGACCAUUCCCCAAAACAAGCCCCUCUUCCAGGCGCUGAUCGAUGGACACAAAGAAGGCUUCUACCUCUUUCCCGACGGGAAGAAUUUCAAUCCCAACCUGACUGCGUUAAUGAAGGCCUCCUCUCAGAGCAGAAUCCAGGUCUCGCAAGAGCAGUUCGAGCUCUACUGCCAGGUGGGCUCCACCUUCCAGCUCUGCAAGAUCUGCGCCGAGAACGAUAAGGACGUCCGGAUCCAGCCUUGCGGGCAUCUGCUGUGCCGUGGCUGCCUCGACACCUGGCAGCUUUCCGAAGCUCACACCUGCCCGUUUUGCCGGGGCGAGAUCUGGAGCCACGAAGACAUCCGCAUCGACCCCUUCACCUACAAGGAGGAGAAGCCCAGCCUAGAAGAAGACGACGACGAGGGAGAUAUGGAGGACGUGGAGGACGUGCUGCAGCAGCUGGCGCUCAUGCGCAAGGGGAUCGGGCUCCAGAAUCCCAUUUCCUCCCCCUGCCCGGACCCUGAGCUCCAGAUUCCUCCUCUGCCUCCUCGGGGGAACCGUCCUCAGCCAAACAAAGCCACCCUGGCCGACCCCGACUAUCAGGCCCCCUCCUCCGCCCACCCCCGGCUGCUGCAGCGCGCCCUGCCAAAUAUCCCCUGGGACAGCUCCCAUACUUCAGUCGCCUGGGAUGCCGCUACCACUGCCUCUCGGCUCCCUGAAGGGCCACCAGGGCCCGAGCAGCCAAACUGA
Heteronotia binoei (common prickly gecko) is the source of this 1578-nucleotide messenger RNA. It is a transcript of the gene CBLC, whose product is annotated as Cbl proto-oncogene C. The record is from RefSeq and is a predicted model, not a curated record. Gene Ontology annotation, cellular component: membrane raft; plasma membrane. Gene Ontology annotation, molecular function: ubiquitin protein ligase activity; phosphotyrosine residue binding; receptor tyrosine kinase binding. Gene Ontology annotation, biological process: negative regulation of epidermal growth factor-activated receptor activity; cell surface receptor signaling pathway. NCBI's taxonomy places the organism in Eukaryota, Metazoa, Chordata, Lepidosauria, Squamata, Gekkonidae.